Messenger RNA from Cygnus atratus (black swan), 3273 nucleotides. It is a transcript of the gene FLVCR2, whose product is annotated as FLVCR heme transporter 2. Gene Ontology annotation, cellular component: membrane. NCBI's taxonomy places the organism in Eukaryota, Metazoa, Chordata, Aves, Anseriformes, Anatidae. Bases 84 to 1505 code for a protein of 473 amino acids. The transcript is spliced from 10 exons. Gene Ontology annotation, molecular function: heme transmembrane transporter activity; heme binding. The record is from RefSeq and is a predicted model, not a curated record. Gene Ontology annotation, biological process: heme export; transmembrane transport.
GGGCGGCCGGCCGGCCGGGGCUUCCCGGCUAGGUGCUCGGCCUCUCGGCCGGGGCUGGCUGCGGGGAGCCGAGCGGGGCCGGCAUGGUGCAGCAGGAGAGCCUCCAGGCGCCGGGGGUGGCGGCGGCGGAGCCCGGCGGGGACGAGCACGGGCAGGGGUCCGCCGGCGAGGUGCGGGUGUCCCGGCGGCGCUGGGCCGUGCUGCUGCUCUUCAGCAGCUACUCGCUGUGUAACGCCUUCCAGUGGAUCCAGUACGGCAGCAUCAACAACGUCUUCAUGCGCUUCUACGGCGUGAGCGCCUUCGCCAUCGACUGGCUGUCCAUGAGCUACAUGCUCACCUACAUCCCGCUGCUCUUCCCCGUCGCCUGGCUGCUGGACAAGAGGGGUCUGCGCCUCAUCGCCCUCACCGGCUCGGCCCUCAACGCCCUGGGCGCCUGGGUGAAGCUGGGCAGCCUGCGGCCGCACCUCUUCCCCGUCACGGUGCUGGGGCAGGUCAUCUGCUCCCUGGCGCAGGUCUUCAUCCUGGGCAUGCCCUCGUACAUCGCCUCCGUCUGGUUCGGCUCGCGCGAGGUCUCCACCGCCUGCUCCAUCGCUGUCUUUGGGAACCAGCUUGGCAUUGCUCUGGGCUUUCUGGUCCCUCCUGUUCUGGUUCCCAAUGUGGAAGAUGUGGAGAAACUGGCCUACCAUAUAAGCAUCAUGUUCUUCAUGACAGCAGGCGUGGCAACAGCCCUCUUCAUCCUGGUCGUCAUAGUCUUCAAGGAGAAGCCCCCAUACCCUCCGAGCCAAGCUCAGGCCUUGAUCCAGUCACGACCGACAGUGGAAUAUUCCUACGUGCAAUCAAUCCUUCGUCUGCUCCGCAACGCCAACUUUGUGCUGCUUAUGGUCACGUACGGUCUGAAUACAGGUUGCUUCUACUCCCUGUCCACUCUGCUGAACCGCAUGGUGAUCCAUCACUACCCAGGGAAGGAGGUGAAUGCUGGCAGGAUCGGACUCACCAUUGUACUGUCGGGGAUGGCUGGGGCUCUGCUCUCUGGCCUCUGGUUGGACAGAACCAAAACCUACAAACAGACGACGCUAGUGGUCUAUAUCAUGUCUCUGGUGGGAAUGAUAGUCUACACCUUCACUCUGAGUCUAGGCCACCUCUGGGUGGUCUUUGUGACUGCAGGUGUGCUGGGAUUUUUCAUGACAGGGUACCUUCCCCUGGGCUUUGAGUUUGCUGCAGAGUUGACAUACCCAGAAUCAGAGGGAACAUCAUCAGGACUCCUUAAUGUCUCAGCACAGAUCUUUGGUAUCGCCUUCACCAUCAGCCAAGGGCAGAUCAUGGAUCACUACGGGACAAAGGCAGGAAACCUCUUUCUUUGUUCCUUCCUGCUCCUGGGGACCAUUAUGACAGCAUUCAUUAAGGCUGAUCUCCAAAGACAGCAGGCCAAUGCGGAAAGUGAACGUACAAAAGUGAUGCCAGAAGCCUGCGCUCUUCCCACAGUCCUCAAGGAAUCAAAGCUGUAAAAAAGAGGGGUGGCAGAGCUGGGAGAUGGAGGACCUGCCUCCCCCCGCCCUCAUUCCCACCGUUGCUACCUACACCAUCCUCCUGUUACAUGUCAAUUCUGGUGGGGGGCUGCUGAGAACUGCUCCUAGGCCUUAAGAGUGAAACGAGAAGAGAGUUGCUCUCGUCAGUUAGACCUCUGCGUCUUGCUGUUCUGGAGACUGUGCUAAGAGGAGAAGUCAGGAAAAGCCCCUGCUGCCCCCACUGCGUAGACUUGGAAGAAAAGCACACGUGCUCAGAAAAGCCUGGUCGUGUGAGGGUGGCACCUCGUAGGUGGUCUCCUCUCGCAGGGAAGGUGUGACCUGAAACGCAGGUGCUGGACCACGCUUACUUUGUGAGUAACCCUGAGGGAGUUGCGAUCCCUCUGAGGAAGAGGGAUUCCUCGGAGUGCCUGCGCUCUUUUGUAUCUUGCACAGGUGAUGAUAGAGCCCUCAGCACAUCACCAGCCACUGCAAAGCAGCGCAGCUGCUGCUGCCAGCACCAGUUUUUGUAUCUGCCUGAGGAUAAACCUCCACUAAGAAUUUAAGUUGCUCUGACAUUCCUAUGUAGGAGGAGUAAUCGAGAGAUACCAAUGUGCCUCCUGUUGGAGGCAAGGUCUAGUUCGGUAGCAGAUGUUGAAGCUACAGCCUGAGCCCAGCUCACCACUGCGCUAGCAACAGGACAGUCAGACCACAAGCUCCCCAGGCUGAGGAUCACGUCUUCCUCCUUAAUGACAAAGUGCCUUUUGCAGCUUUUGACACUACGGAGGAGUCUGGGGAGUACAAUUCUGAGCUAACCAGCCAGGGCUGCGUUGCCCUGCAUUGCUCUGGGGAGGUGUUUUGAGCAUGAUGGGAACGAAAAGGUGCUGUAGUGUGGAAACUUCUCCCUUGUAACGGAGAACAGGAGGAGAGGGUGGGGGUUGAAGCCCUCUCACCAGCAUUUGUGUCUUGUAGACACUGCCCCUCUGUAUGCUGCUGUUUAGCUUCCACUCACAAAGGGAAAGAGACCCAUGUAUCCCUUUGCCUUCCUUUCCAGCAUCCAUCCCCUGGUGGGAGACAUCAAGUGUCCUUAUACUUAGAGCAUGCAGUGAUGUACAUACCAUUUUGGAAUAACAACAAAAAAAAACAAAACACAAAUAUGGAAUAGAUAAAAAUAGCCUUCUCUAACAUAGUUUCUAACGUUUUUUAAGUGAAAAUGUGCAGUCUUUUGACCAAAAUAAAAGUCCUUUCUUUGAUAGUUGGGGACUGAGCAGGGAUGGGGUCUAAAAUGGCUUUUAAAUAUAAAUUUUAUAUUAAAAAACACUAAGUGUACAAUGAAAGGUGACAAUUUCAUAUUAAAUACUUGAAACUGUCUACAGGUGCUUUUUGUUUAAUAGUCUGAAAUAUUCUGCAGAAUAAUCCUUUUUCUGCCUACUGCUACUGUUGUGCAAUUUUUCUCUUUUUUUCCCUUUCCUUUUCUCUUUUUUUCCCUUUCCCUUUCUUCUUCACAUGCACAGGCUUCCCAGCUAGCAGCUCCUGCUGGUUCCAUCCUGCCUUCUGUGCACUGCCCAUCUGUUGUGGGCAUUAUUUCAUCUAGGUCUAAGCAACCUGUUCCUGUUUUCUGUCCGUUGUAGCUGUAGCUCAUUGCAAAGGCAGCUCAGUCCUUGCUCACAGAUGCAUGGGGUUUGCUGUCACUUGUAUGCUGCAGAAGCAAGAGCUACAACCUGUGUGUGUGUGUGUGACAGGGAGAGAGAUCAGUCAGACCUGGAGCUUU